CGCUUCAACAGGCUUUCCCCACUUUGACCCCUCUUCCGUAGCCACAGGAUGCCAUGUGGCGGAAACGCGGCCGCUACAGGGUCCAACGUGGAACCUUCUCCCCGAAGGUCGGGUCUCUUCCACACGUCAGCCCGUGGCAUGUUGUAACCCGCGCCGAUGUCGCACCACGGAAACAUCCAAACAACCUCCCCCAGGAAAAAUGCGGAGUGAUGUAGUGAGGGGCUGACAUUCCAUGGAAAAUGACAGCCGAAUCCCGGCGCAGCCAGGGGGCACCUCUCUGAAUGGGCCUGAUAAGACGGACACGUCUGCACCCGAUCCCAACACAAAGGGCAACGGUGCUGACGAGGUCAGGGUGCUGUCAAAGGGGGAAACAUCCAAACAACCUCCCCCAAGAAAAAUGUGGAGUGAUGUAGUAGGGGGCCAACAUUCCAUAGAAAAUGACAGCCGAAUCCCGUCGCAGCCAGGGGGCACCUCUCUGAGUGCCGCAUUGAGAACUGAAAAUCCCGGCGACUGCAACCUGCAGAUGGGACUAGAUACGAUGCACCCGCUGAGAUUUCAUUUUGUGCAAAAACUCCAUUGGAGAGCUACAAGGAAAGUCCAGGUUCGGGGGAAUGUACUGCACCCGCUAUCUAUCAUCUCCCCCCAAGCCAACACGGCCCGCAAUCAGAUCUAUGCGGAACAUGCAAUCCAAUUUGUCUUUCCCCAUGAGGCGCUCAAAUCGCAAUUGAAUGACAGGCUCAAGUGGGUGUUUGCCGUUCUGCGAUCCCGAAAGAUGUCGGAUGAGGAUACGACCGACCAUUUCCUUAUCGAAUCCCCGAUGGUAGAUAUGGUGACCGUCCUCACCCUCAAUCCGAUUGACAAAAACAACCUACUGCGCAUAACUGACGCCCGAUUCAGAGGACUGCCGAUUGCAAUUCGCCGCUGGAAACUCGCGAAAUCGCUUACACCGGAGGACAGGCGACAACACCUUAUGGCAAACAAUUACUGGGUUGAAUUUAGCUUUGCGCCUGUCCACAUACAAGGAGAAAUUCUCAAGAUGAUUGAACAGAUCGCACCGAUCCGAGGUUUCAUAAAUGAUCUUCCUCACUUCCUGGCAAAGAGAGAUGACUCAUUGCUCAUCGCAAUUGACUGGUCUCCGGCGGAGGUAUUUCCACUCAGGGGAGAAUGGCACUACCACUCCAAAGGAAGGAAAUUCGUCAUCCCCCUCAGCCACCCACAGGACCCCUGGUGCCAUGUCUGCAAAGCAAGGGGUCACCUGUAUACGGAUGACACCUGUCCAAUCAACUAUAGGAAGCUCCCGAAAAACCUCGUGUCACAACACUUGACGGAGCCGGAUAAAUGGUUGCCUGAAGACCCCAACCUGGAGGGAUGGGUCUUCCGAACAGCGAAUGGGAAACCCACCCGCCAGUGGCAGUGGGAGAAGGAUGCUCCCCCACGAAAGGCCCCCGAAGGGGUUGGGCCCCUGAGACAACAACCUCACAAUUCUGGGGGGGAGGGGGGCCUUCCUCCACCGCAUCAGAAGGGCGGGCCGGUGCGCCCCCCGGUGAAGGUUUGCCUUGAAAAAGGGCUCACGGAGCCCUUGGAACAACCGCAGGAAGGCCAGCAGCAGGCGAACCCUGCCCGCAAACUGCCCACUGCUGCCCGCGCACUGGCCGACGACCCUGCCCCUCAAAUACCGAUUACUGAAGCAACAAAGGACCGGCGACCCCCGGACACACAGGACGGGGCCAACUGGGACAGGGGGAGACGGGGUGGGAGACUGCAAAACGAUGGGAAACUGCAAUUCAGAGAGAAGCAGGGCCAAAACAAAAUGACCCCGCCCCACACUGGAGUUACCAGACCGCUCCCUCGACCUCCCCUGCAGUCCCAGCAGAACCAGCUCGCUGGGAACAAGAUCAACCUGAUACCGGACAAGCUACACCAACAGGGGUCGGUCGCAUCGGUCAUUUCAUCCGUUCCACAACCACCAUGUGUCUCACGAAUUGAAGAGGGGGAAAUACUCGAAUCUGAUGACGAUACCCCUCUGUUGCGAAGAAAAUCGGGGUUGAGAAUGGACACAAAACCUCGCUCCCCAAGGCUUCAGAAUCAUGAUGGCACUAACGACAACAAUGAUGGGAAGGGGAGGAUCACAGAUACAGGGCUCUUCAUAAAACAACGGAAUGGUUCACCGAAGAAGAGCUCUGGCAACUGUCCGUUACAAGGCUCCGGACCAGUCAGUGCCACGUCAGCAGUGCCACGUCAGCCACAGUGCCACAUCAGCAGUGCCACGUCAGCCACAGUGCCACAUCAGCAGUGCCACGUCAGCAACAGUGCCACGGCAACAGUGCCACGUCAACAUUGCCCCGCCACCAUGACGGGCGCAACUCUGGGCAUGCCAGGCCAACUGGCCAACGAGUCUAUUGCCGACUACAAACAACGGUUGCAGACUCAGCUCGCAUUGAUCGAGGCUGAGGAACAGCGCCAGCUGGCAGCCGAGGCUGCCCGCCUACAGGCUGAAGCAGCGGCAACAGCUGAGAAGCAGCGGCUACAGGCUGAAGCAGCGGCAACAGCUGAGAAGCAGCGGCUACAGGCCGAAGCAGACGCAGAUACCCAGGCACGCCGCAAGGAAGCCCAGGAUCUGCUGCAGCGGCAUGAAGCCGCCAGCAUCGAAAGACUCAAGUUCUUGGCACUUUCAACCGUCCAACGGCGACGGCGCGACACCGGAGGAGCAGCACAAGGAGUUCCUCUCCAAACUCGUGACACGGUUGUUAUACGCUUGCAACUAUCAACAGUCCGAGUUAGAGAGACAGAACCAGGAACUGCAACAACAGUACCAGGAUCUGCAGAAACAGCACUAGGAGUUGGCGAACCUCCGCCGGACAAUGCAGAGCCACGAGGAUGCUACACGGACACUCAAUUCGUGUACUGGACCUGGAGCAAGCUAUACCAGGACCAGAUGCUGGUGUGUCCAGCAGUGCACCCUCUAACCGCCAACUGGAGGAACGCGUCAACCACGUCGUCGCAAUGCUCGGCGACAUCAGCACCUUCGCUGAGCCGACCACCAUCAACAAUCAGUUUCACGACGCAACUUCGGAUUCUGCAAGUCGCCAAGCACGCGUACGUCGGUGCCCUGUUUCUUAACUCAAAGGGCGGAUGCCACAUCCGGUUAAGCCACCUGGCAUCCACCCACGGCGUCGACGUCGCAGAUCUGAAAGACAAGAUCUCAUGGGAAGAGUUAACACGGCUAUGGAAGAAGCGGUUCAUCGUGGACGACACACCUGCACUCGGCAUCAACCGUCUCUUCGCCAUGACGCAAGGCAACACAGCAACACGUGACUGGCUCACGGAAUGGCAGAAGAUCGCGGCAACACCCGAUCUGGAGUUACCAUUUCCGCAUCUGCGCCGCGAUUUCUAUAACAGGUCAUGUGUUGCAUUGAGCCUCACACUUGGUGAUCGCAAGCAAUAUGCAACCUUCGUUGAAAUCAUUGACAAGGCGAGGGAGAUAAUCAAGACCAACAGGGCGGCUGCACACGAGAAGUCAACGUGGCAGCCAACCUAUGUCGAGAAGGUAAGAACUGGUCCGCGACCGCAGCAGUUCGCUGCAGUCCAAACGGACAAUAUUGUGGAAGACCCGACAGCCACCCAAGCGUCACGUGAGGGAGAUCAGGCGGCUGUUGUCCAGCCGCGAAGCAACAACAAGCCCCGAGUGAACGGGAAGGCGAAAUCACCAUCGCAAGCCGGAAACGGACAGCCAGCACCGGGGGUCAAGUUCAACUUGACCGAGGCCGAGUACAAGUACCUCGACCGUUACGGCUGCUGUUACUGGUGCAACAACACCAAGCACAAGACCUCCCUUUGCCAGGAUCAGGCCAAGGAGGAUGUGCGGCCUCCUUCGCCGCCAUCUACCACCGGGGAUUCAAUGUCAUGGUCAAGACUUGAAGAGCUCGACCCGUUGACAUUUGCGGACUUCCAAUGGAUGCCCCUUCCCCGGUUCGGUCGAUUGCCGAAACCGCAUUGCAACGUGCUCAAGGCACAAUUGCGGGAUUACUUGCACACUGCAGUACCAACUCCGUUGAUGGACGCCGGAGUAGAGGUUGUCGACCUUCACGCCUACAUUGCGAAGAUCGACCGCGAGUUCAAGACGCAACGGUACGACGACAUCGACGCACCAUUGCUAUAUAUACGCAUUCAGAUCGGAGAGGCGAGGUGCAGCGCUUUGAUCGAUUGCGGAGCAUCUCGCAACUACAUGAGUCAGGACUUCAUGGUACGCGCAGGCCUUGGCCCACGAGUCCGAAGGAAGUCCCAGCCCAUGCAAGUCACGUUGGCGGAUGGUCACACGCACAAGUCAAUCGACUGGUGCAUUGAUGACGUCCCAGUGUACUUUGCCCCUCACGCAAGUGAGGCAGUGUCCUUUGACAUUCUGGACACCAAAUUCGACAUGAUCUUGGGUAUGUCAUGGCUGCGAAGCGAGGAUCACCCGGUGAGCUUCUACCGCCGCACCGUUCACGUUCGUGAUCGGAACGGAGUACUAGUCCCAUGCACGGUAGCUCUUCCUCACCCUUCAAUCAACUGUCACGUGGUGUCCGCCGCAAGCAUGCGAGCUUCCAUCGUCAGAGACGACAUCGAGGAGAUGGGGGUGUGUUUUCUCCACACCCUCCCGCCCCAUGACGCUUCACCGACGGACUCAUCUUCGGAUCCACGCAUCAUCGAGUUUCUCGACGCCUACGGCGACGUGUUCGAAGGCCCGCACGGAGCAGUACCGGAUCGGCCCAUCCGCCACGAGAUCAUCCUCGAGGAUGGGGCCGUACCUCCGCGCGGUUGCAUCUACCGAAUGAGCGAGGAAGAGUUAAGUGUGUUAUGGGCACAACUCGACGACCUUCUAGAGAAAGGUUGGAUACGGCCUAGCUCAUCGCCAUACGGUGCUCCUGUUCUCUUCGUCUGGAAGAAGAACAAGGAUUUGCGGUUGUGCAUCGAUUAUCGCAAGCUCAACGCGCAGACGAUCAGAAACGCUGGCCCUCUCCCACGCAUCGACGACCUUCUCGAACGACUGGGUGGCGCCAAGUUCUUCUCCAAGUUGGACCUCAAGUCGGGAUAUCACCAACUCAAGAUUCGGAAGGAGGAUCGCUACAAGACCGCGUUUAAGACGCGAUAUGGGCAUUUCGAAUGGCUGGUUAUGCCAUUUGGCCUUACGAAUGCCCCGACCACUUUCCAAGCGGCUAUGACAACGGAGUUCCGACACAUGCUGGAUCGAUUCGUACUUAUCUACCUCGACGAUAUCCUGGUGUACAGCCGGAGUUUGGACGAGCAUGUGGAACACCUGCGCACCGUUUUGGAGCGGCUACGACAAGCCAAGUACAAAGCCAACCGCGACAAAUGCGAAUUCGCGCGGCAGGAGCUGGAGUACUUGGGACAUUAUGUGAUGCCGCAAGGCAUCCGUCAGCUUGCGGACAAGAUCGAGGCCCUCCGCGUAUGGCUCGAGCCCACCAACACCACAGACGUUCGUUCAUUCAUGGGGUUGGCGGGCUACUAUCAGCGAUUCAUCACCGGAUACUCAAGGAUUGUUGCACCUAUGACGAGAUUACAAUCGCCGAAGGUGCCAUUCGUAUUCGAUGACGAUGCAUGCCGGUCAUUCCAAACACUCAAGACGACCAUGCUCAUGGCACCCGUCCUUAGCAUCUAUUACCCCACCCUGCCGACGAGAGUGACUACGGACGCUUCCGGCUAUGGCAUUGGGGCAGUCUUGGAACAACACGACGGCGACGACUGGCACCCUGUGGAGUAUUCCAGCCACAAAGUGCCUCCCAUCAACUCGCUUGAUGAUGCAAGGAAGAAGGAGUUGCUCGCGUUCGUGAUGACUCUCAAGCGAUGGCGGCACUUCCUCCUUGGGCGUCGUAGGUUCACAUGGGUUACGGACAACAACCCACUGACUUACUACAAGACGCAGGAUACGGUGAGCAGCACGAUCGGACGAUGGAUGUACUUCAUCGACCAAUUUGACUUCACACCGAAACAUCUUCCCGGCCUCUCCAAUCGCGCAACAGAUGCACUCUCGCGAAGACCUGAUCUUUGCGCUAUGACACAUCAUGCCUUCGCAUUCGACGAGGAGCUUCAGCGACACUUCAUCAGGGGCUAUGAGUCCGAUCCAGACUUCGCCACGCUAUAUGCGCAGCUAUCUUCGKAUCACCCGCCGGCCAGCCACUAUCGCAUCGCCGAUGGGUACUUGUUCCUGCACUCGCGGGGCAAGGGCUUACUGGGCAAGGACUUACUAUGUGUCCCACGCGACCACUGUCUUCGGACUCGCCUCCUCGGCGAGUAUCAUGAUUCGCGACUCGGCGGCCAUUUCGGAGUCAACCGCACUAUUGCACGGCUUCGACAGCGAUUCCGAUGGCCCGACCUCAUCACCGACGUCACGAGGUAUUGCGACUCUUGCGAAGUUUGCCGAUGAAGCAAACCCCGCAACCACAAUCCCUACGGCGAGCUGCGCCCGAUGCCGA
Chara braunii is the source of this 6473-nucleotide messenger RNA. The record is from the annotation of a GenBank genome assembly. Lineage: Eukaryota; Viridiplantae; Streptophyta; Charophyceae; Charales; Characeae.